Messenger RNA from Polychytrium aggregatum, 1524 nucleotides. RefSeq lists its product as uncharacterized. Bases 107 to 1510 code for a protein of 467 amino acids. Lineage: Eukaryota; Fungi; Chytridiomycota; Chytridiomycetes; Polychytriales. The record is from RefSeq and is a predicted model, not a curated record. The transcript has a single exon.
AUUCCAAAUCUGGCACGCCGAGCCGAUUCUUGUGACUUUCUCGCUCUGGCCAGAUCGGCUGCGACCCCCUCCGCUGGUGCCCUCGCCGACAGCUCUUCCAUCGAUCAUGCCAUCGCCAUUCCUAACUGUUGCGUGCUUGCCGAGAGCCUAUCGGUCCGCUGGUGCUGCAGCCGUGCCAGCGAUCCGCACAGCCACCCAACGCAAGCCUACUCGCUGCCUGCAACCCAACAGCGAGCCAUCGCUCCGAUCGAUCGUCCAAUGCCGCACAAUCUUUGGUAGACGCUUCACCGGCCCAUCGAAAGAAUUUGAGCAGUCCAAGCGAGAAUGGGACGAGCUGGCCAUGUCGCCCCUCGUCCACAAGCAAACCGGCAUCCAGAUCUUUCUUUGCGGCACACAUCACGACUCGGUGACAUCGAUCGAUCGAGUCAAAUCUACGAUUGAGCAAGUUCGUCCUGCAGUGGUUGCCGUCGAGGCUACUGUGGCAACACUGACUAAGUUCCAGGCCAGAGGACAGCAUCUACUGCCGCUUGUGGGCUCGCAAGGCUCGCCCUCCGGCAGCACCUCACAACAGCUCCAUGCUGCCAUCCGACCUGAUGAGAUCCAAAGUCUCGGCGAGGAAGGCAUAUCUCCAUCGCUUCUCAAGGAAAACAGCCUGGGCUAUGGGCUGGAGAUUGCCGCGGCGAUCGAAUCAGCGUCGUGCAUGGGGGCGAUCGUCAAGGCCAUAGACAUGGAGCCCGAAGUUGCAGCGAAUCCAACAUCACCUGAGGACACCCACGCCGUCAGCUCGGCCAAAGAAAGGUUCCGGAUUGGCAUGCCCCGCAGCAUAUCCACCCGCACCACGCUCCUGAAUCGAGCCCUCUUUUGGAUCGCCUGCCGGGCCGCUUUUGGAACCAAGAACAUACCCAAGCUCGUUGCCGGCGACGUCGUCCGACUCUCCGAGUUUGGAGCCUAUCUCAAGAUCUGGGCGGUUUUCCAUCCAGCCCUGCACUACUACUGGAUCAUGUUGCGUGACGCAAUUAUGCUGGCGAACCUCCGUAGGGUCAUGCAGGCUCUCUACAAUACCGAGCAGAGUAACCCAAAGAUCGUCGUGGUGGUUGGCAAGAGCCACGUCUUUGGCAUGGUGGAGAUGUGGAACGAAGUCCUUGCGAAGGAGAGGUUCCAGAAAUCGCCAAGAUCGGACCGGUUCGCCAAAAUCCUGUCGUCGGACACCCUCCCGCGCAAUAACCAACAAUGGGAUCCGACCGAGGUUUCGCUCAAAUCGGCUUCCAGAGGCGUCCAGCUGGUCCAGAGCGCUGGCCGACGGGCUGCGCUGUUUUCAAGCGUCUCAAAGCCAAGCAGUGCACCCGAUGUCUCCGCCGUGCCAGAGGAACCAAUUGUGCAUGCGACGGAUUCGGCAGUGCAGCCCAACCAGGCAGUCCCCAGCCAAGCUGCUGAGGACACCGCCCAGUUGCCUGUUCAUCCGACCACACCGCGAACGAAGCCCAGCGGCGGAUUCAAAUACAUUGCGUGAUGCGCUGGACGACA